UUCAUUUAGAGCAGUUUAAGAAAGCAGACGUUUGCAGAUUAAACUUGUGAAAAGGAGAUGUAAAGCACAAAGUGGAGGCUGCGCUGGUGGAGGGCUGAAAUUGCUUCUUGUCUCGCUGUUUCGUGCGGGCAGGGCUGGUGUCCCGCUGGCCGCGCUGCGCCCCGCUCCUGCCGGCUGCCUGCCCCGGGAGCGCGGCGGGAGCGGCGGGCGCUGCCGCGGGACACGGCACAGGGUGACGGGCCCUGCUGCUUCCCUCCUCCGCAGGGGCUGCGAGGGACGUGCGGCGCUGAGGAGCGGCUCGGCCCGGGCUCCGCUGCGGGGCCCGCCUGCAGGCUCGCAGCGGCUGGAUGAUCGCGGCGGCGGGGUGGAAACAACAUGAACACCUCGGUGCUCGCCCCACCCGGGAAUAUUUCUGGUCACCUGAACUUUUCGGAGAUGAACUCGCAGAUCUUGCAGUUUGAGGACGAAGAUUGCCAUGUGCCUUUGGCCAUGGUCUUCACUUUGGCCUUGGCUUAUGGGACUGUGAUAAUUCUGGGAGUCUCUGGGAAUCUGGCCUUGAUUGUCAUUAUUUUAAAACAAAAGGAGAUGCGCAAUGUUACCAACAUCCUCAUUGUCAACCUGUCCUUUUCUGAUCUCCUAGUGACCAUCAUGUGUCUUCCCUUUACCUUUGUGUACACUUUAAUGGACCACUGGAUUUUUGGGGAGGCCAUGUGCAAGUUGAACCCUUUUGUGCAGUGUGCCUCCAUCACCGUCUCGGUCUUUUCUUUAGUCCUCAUUGCUAUUGAGCGCCAUCAGCUGAUCAUCAACCCCCGCGGCUGGAGGCCGAACAACAGACAUGCCUACAUGGGGAUUGCUGCCAUAUGGAUUUUAGCCACAGCUUCCUCCUUGCCUUUCCUGAUCUACCACGUAUUAACAGAUGAGCCCUUCAGAAAUGUAACAUUUGAUGAAUAUAAGGACAAAUAUGUGUGCUUGGACCUGUUCCCCUGGGACACUGCCAGGCUUUCUUAUACAACAACGCUUUUGGUGAUUCAGUACUUUGGACCACUUUGUUUUAUAUUUAUUUGCUACCUGAAGAUAUACAUACGGUUAAAAAAAAGGAACAACAUGAUGGACAAGAUGAGAGACAGUAAGUACAGGUCCUCUGAAACCAAAAGGAUCAACAUCAUGCUGAUAUCAAUAGUGGUUGCAUUUGCAGUUUGCUGGCUGCCUCUCACCAUCUUCAAUAUCGUGUUUGAUUGGAAUCAUGAAAUUCUGCCUGUUGCUACCUGCAGCCAUAACCUGUUGUUCCUGAUUUGCCACCUCACUGCCAUGAUCUCCACCUGUGUGAAUCCCAUCUUCUACGGGUUUCUCAAUAAGAACUUCCAAAGGGACCUGCAGUUUUUUUUUCAUUUUUGUCACUUCCACUCCCGUGAGGAGGAUUAUGAGACAAUAGCCAUGUCCACCAUGCACACAGAUGUUUCAAAAACCUCUUUAAGGCAGGCAAGCCCCAUCACAUUUAAAAAAAUAAAUAGUGAUGACGAUGAAAAAAUAUAAAGAAGUAAUAGAAAUUCGACACCAAACUGCAAGAAGUGUGAUUGAAGGUGAAGUGUGUCCAAGGACAAGCACAAUUAUAUAACAAGUACAAAAAGGGUAAUGUUUUUCUUCCUUUUCCAAGGAACUUUGAUUGUUGUCACUUUGAAAUUAUGCACUGUGCAUUUUUGUCUCUUUUAUUGCUUUAAUGUUCACAGAAGUUAUAUCUGAAUUUUAUUUUAAGACAUAGUCAGACCUGCUGCUACCUAUGGUUUUCAUCAGCUGUUUUUGUUCUGUUUUCUUUGUACAGUUCUGUGCUUCAGCACAAAGGUUUACUUAUUGAUUUUUUUUCAAAGGAGUAGGUUUGAGGAGUGUCCAUUUAAGACCAUUAGAAACAAUAUGAACCACAGGGGCACUGUCAUUACAGACGAUAUCCACCAAAAAAUAAAAUUAGGAAAUUUUGAUUUGAAGAGGAUUUUUUAAAAAAAUCAUCUUUUGAUCGACGUUAAAAUCCUGUAAAGUUAGUGUAGGUUUGCAAAAAAAUAAUUAUGUGAAACCUAUAGAGUGUGUUUAAAUGGGACAUACAGUUGUCUCAUUCAAAGAGGCAAUUUGGGCUGUAAUCACUUAGUUUCAAAGACAGGAUUAAGAAAGAAAUUCUGUUCUCAUUUACAAGAAUAAAACCCUACAGCAAUUCCACAGAGCACAAUGGGAUAACUGAUGCUUCAGCACAGCAAAUGAAAACAUAAAUGGGGCUUCAGUCCCAAAUGAUUACAGCUGGUUUUAAUAACACAGGCUUUUUAAUUUAAAAAAUCCAAACCCCAUUUUUAUCUGGCAUCAGUGACAGGAGUUACUGUUACUGGGAUGAAAAGCACCAUCUGUUCCAAGCCUGUGAACCAUCUAAGUUCUUCUUGAGACCUAUGUCCAGAAUCUAGAGGGAGAUGGGACUGUUUGCUGUCUGGACAAGCUGCAAUUCCAUCCUCACAGGUGACAGAGAAAUUCAGGUCUGAUAUUAAAAAAGUAAGAUUGAGCUACCUGAGUCUUUUCAUAAUAAUUAGUGUUGAUCUAUAUAAAUGAUGUAUAGCCUCAUAAUACUUUGUGUUCAUGUGCAAUGGCAUAAACCUGGACAAUUUCCAAGGCAAAGGAUGGUUUAAUCAAGACCUGCAAAAUUUAAAAGAAGGGUGUGAAUAUAGGUUGGGUAUAAUUGGUAUGUUUAGCUUCCAAACUCACAGUUCCCCCAGUUGGUUGAAGUGUGGAAACAUUUCCCAAAUAUACACAAUAGACCUCUUUUACUGCUUAAAAUAUAUAUCCUCGAAUUAAACAAAAUAUUCGUGGCUAGAUCCCAGUUGAGGGAAACCAUAUAACUUGACUGCUGUAAAUGAAAUUACAACACCAGCCAGCUGAGGUUCUGUGUCAUGCAGUGUACUUCGCUAUAUCAUCAAUGUCUUUUUGAAUAAUCAGCUUUUAAAAAUACAAUAUAGACCCUACUUUCUUUCAGCAAGGUCAAUUUAAAUCAUUCUGGCAGACAAGACAGUCUCCAAAAUGGAUAUAAAUGUAAAUGCAACAUAAAUGGAAAUCUGAUGUGAUAUAUUUCUAAGCAAAAAUAUCUCAGAAUGCUAUGGUGAAUUUCAUAUGUUCUGAAUUUGACAUAGAUAAAUACCUAAGAAAUUAAAAUUAUUUGGAUUGCCAGUAUUUAAAAGUGAAACACUGUGCCUUGUGCUGUCUUAUAAAUAGUGUAGGAUAUUAAAGUAGCAAUGUGUUCUUGUGCAUCAUAAUUCCAUGUAUUUCUCUACUGGAAGAUAAUUUAAUUUAGAAGGAGUUUUCUGUGCUUGAGAACAGAGGCAGAAUGUAGAAAAUUAAUUAUAAGACAAAAGGUUCUUUCAGAGCUUUGGCCUUUUGUAUUUUAUGAGAUUUCCUUUUUCUUUGUGCUUCUCCGUGGAAUGUGCUGUUAAUAACUUGACAGGGGUUUCCCGAAAUUAUUUCUCUCUCACUUUGCAACAAUUUUCAUAUUUCAAAGGAUACAUAUUUUCACAAUGAGAUACAAUGUACAAAAACAGCCACGGUUUUGUUUUUUUUUUAAUUAAGAUUGUCACAGUGGGGUUUUCCCAUUACAAAAAGUCACUGUGAAUUUUAUGGCUUUUUUCCUCUUUUUUUUUUUUUUUUUAAGCCCUUUCUUUCAAUGUAGUGCAAAAAGAAAAUUCACUCAGUUAAGAAACUUUCCACUUAGUUUGCUGGAAAUUUUUUGACCAAGCUGAAUUAGGUGCUUACACAGGGCAGGUGUAGAGGAACCUUAGAAGAGCCUGCUGGUGCUCAGGGACCUGAACCAGGUGUGUCCUAAGAUUUGGAGGUCUGCAGUGGGAGAGCAACAUAAUUCUUCCUAUGUCAACAUUUCUCUGCUUGAGGCGCAGCCUCAAAUCACACAGCCCAUCUGACAGUGUGUCACACUAUCUCCUGAGAAUGCAUGUCAGGAUUUUUUUGCCCCCAGCACCUGAUCAACAGGGUGAAAUGUAAAUGGGAGCAUUCUUCCUGCUCAUUCUUGUUGAGGUCAGGAGCUGUUUUCCCUCUGCACUGCUGUCCUGGGAUCAGGCUUCUUAUGUUUCCUCACUUCCCUGCAAGAAGCCUUUCUGAGCCUCUGCUGAGGACGCAGGUUAGUGCUUUGCCACACAAAUAGCACAGAGCACACAGCCUGUAAUGACAGUGGAAAUGAACACAAUGUAAGGACUCUUCUGCAGGAAAAUGCAUUUGGAGAAUUUCAGAGGCAAAAUCAUGGCUCUUCUAAGGGAUUUGUUAUGAGGACAGAGAUAAAAGUAGUCUCUCUGAGGUGCUGACCUAACAUCUGCAGGGUGUUGCUCAGAUCUACUGAGAGCAGUAUUUUUGUCUUUGGUUUCAUGACUUGAUGCUGGAGUUCUCCAAAGCUUUCCCCUCCCAACUGCCAGCUACAGUACUGAUCCUCUUUUUCAUUUUCAGAGCUCCAGCAUGGCUUCUCCUCUAUAUGCUAAAUUUCUUACAGGAUAAGCUGACAGGGUUCGUGUUUCACUAUAAUUUUUCAAUCAUUCUGGAUUGAUAUUUAUUUCUUCUAUGUGCUGUUUUGUCAAACGUCCUACACUUCAGCACAUGUUGAUUCCUGUCUCAAAAGCCUGAAGAUCCCUUUUAUUCUUUCAGACUUGUAGAAAAGUUUUACUGACAGAAAAACAGAACAGUGAGUGAUCUAUAAUGUAUCUUAUUAUUUAUGUGUCAUACAUUUCAUGUCAAAUCUCCAGCCUUAAAUGACAAAUGUAACUAUUUAAUAAGCAUCAGUAUUUGCUUCAUUUGUCAGUUAUUUUAGCAUCUUAAGCGUCACUUUGGUCAACCACAAACAUUUCUGCAUAACAUUUCUGCAUAAUCUAAAUAAACCAGCAUAUUUGUAUGUAAUGUUAAUAAAUCCGUCUGUGUUCCCAUUUUGCUAUUUAAAAAAAAAAAGGUUGUGUCAUUGUUACUAUGUACAGUAAUUCAUGACUUUCACGUCAACAUUAAAAAAGGAUAAUAAGAAAGGAAGUGAUUAAUUGACAAUAAAACCUGCCUUUGGUAGGCUAAGAGACGACUGGAAAUUUAAAAAUAUAUAUCUAUAUGUAUAUAAUCUACCCUGUCAUUAUGACCACAUAAAAAGAAAAGAUUUAAAGCAGGAAAAGAAAUCAACAUGACAGAACCCCUGAGGGGCUUGAGCUGCUGCUGACUGCAUCUCAUCACUGAUGAAGGUGUGAAUGGCUAAGGGCUCAUAUAUUCUGACUCUGUGGUCUUGCACUACAGUACCAGCUAUUAUUAAUGGAUCCUAAAGGGAAAAUUUUAUGCUGAUUCAUAUUCAGACUGUAAAUCAGUAUAUGUUUCAAUCCAGGCCUGUAUAUCAAAUUCUCAUUUUGACCUCAUAGAAACAUCCUCAGAUCAAAAAACUGAGAGCUUUCUCAAAGUUCACCAUUUGCCUAGGCUUUCUACUAAAUAAAACAGAAUUGCUAGCUGGAAGCUCACACUCUUUCUUAAAAAUGUAUUUUUGGAUAUUAGCUUUUUACAGAAAUAAGUUAAUGGCAUAUAGUUGUUUGGCCUUUUUUUUUUUUUCUUCUGGAUUCUUCUCUGGAUUUUUUUUCUGGGCUUCAUAAUACUUCAGUUUAAUGCUUUCCUUCCUACUUUAUAUCAAAUAAUUUACCAAAGCAGUGCAGAGAGAAUGAAGACAAUAAGGAGACUUUCUAUCUUCUCUUCUUAUUUUUAAAGCUUACAAAACAGUAGCUUAAAUAACAUCUCUGUCUGCAACAGAUUAAAUUAAUUCAGUUGAGUGGAAAGGGAAGAGGAAUAAUAAUUAUAACCGAAUGAUAAAUUUUGUUGACAGUAAUUUCUCAGUUGAAGGGUAUAUAUACAGCUCCGAGAUCUACCAUAUCCUCUUCAUUCUUGUGUUUUUUAGUAUGUGGUAUCUGCUUCCCUGAGUUAUUACUAAUUAGCCAAGUCAUUACUAAAGUUGACAUGAAAGAAAAUUCUUCUAUACAGGUUUUGCAGAAUUUCAAAUGCUUGAGUAUAAAACAUACAAGAUGAACAAAUGUGAUCAGCUUUGGCUCUUAUACUUUAAUUAACCUGUGGUCAGAAAUGACUUCUAUUCAGUAUUUCUGCCCAUGCAUAACAGUGUUAAUGGUCUGAUCGAAGUCGAUAUUUCAAAUAUUCGGGAGUGCAUUCACAAGGACUAACUUGAGCUUUCUUUCCUAGUCUCCAAGACACUCACACCUACACUACUCUGGUGCUAUGCAUUUCCAAAAUGUCUUUCCCUCAGUUGUCUAUACAGCUGCUAAGUGGCAGGACUGGCAUCUUCCAGGGCAGCACUGAGCCUGGUGACUACCGCCUCCCUUCCUCCAUCUUCCAUGGAGCUUCUGCUCUCACUUUGUAUUUCAUCCCCUUGCUAGCUGCUUUCUGAGGAAGCUGCAGAAAUUUGUUCUCUGAUUUUGUAAAGUGCCUGAGUAUAUGAUAAAAUUCAGUUCUAUUCAGGACAGUGCUUUAAAUAGUUUCUUUCAUUAAAAUGAUCUUCCGGAAAGUGUCUCAUAGGCAAGUUUCUCAAGAUUUAGAAGGAUAUAAUUUACAAAGCCUGUGUAGGAAGCAUGUCCAUGCAGAACAUCCAGCUCAUUGCAGCAAAACUGACAGCACACACUGUCUUGUGUUUUCCAAAGAUCUGAAUUGAUGAUCUGAUUAUUUAUCAUAGGUCAGGCUUAGUUACAAGAAUUUGUCCCAGGUGAAAACAUGUUUGAAAGUGCUGCACAGGAGAUGCUCUGCAUGGUUAACUAGCUUGCUACAAAUUAUGCAACAUUUCAGAUAUAAAGGGAAAUGGAGUUUGGAAGAGAGACAAAAAGCAGAAGAUCUGGAUGAAGUCUUGAUGCCUUGAUGUCAGACACAAAAAGACUCAAAGGGAGAAUCAGAUAUAUAUUUAUUUUGGGAGGCCAACAGUCUGACAGGUAAAUGCUUUUUUUGAGCAAAGUGGUGGUCAAAGAAGUAUAUAUGAUAAAGAGGUUCUCUGCUCCCAUUUCCAGAAAAAGAAUAUGGACCUUUAUAAAUGACUCUGAAAAUAUAUAUUUUUAAUACUCUUUACCUUGGAUUAAUCUGGAUUGCUUUUUGAAACAAAGGAAAUGAAAUGGUUUUGGCACAAUUGAAAAAUAACAGCUUUUCAUUGCACCCACCUACUGCACGAGUCCAUUUGCUUCUUCUGCACAACAUGGAGAAGGUUUGUUUAUGGCAGGAGGAGUAACCUGAUCAACAAAGCCCUCCUUGUCUCUCUUGGCUCAUAUCCACACUGAUACUGUGCUGCUGUUUUUCCCUUCGCAAUCUUCCCUCCUGCCCCAGCCUCUCCCAAGCUAUGAAAGUCUCCCAAGUUAUUAUGCUGUUUAUGUUGUUUCUUAAUAAAAGCUGUCUGUGAAAACAUGUCCUUGAAAGAUCCUAUUCAAUGUGUGCUUGAAGACAUGGGUGAGAGGCCAUGUAGGGCUUGUAGAAAUGUGACUGGCAAUGUGAACAUGUUUCAGGCAAUAGAGAAGUUGAAAAUGUUGUUGUUGCAUGCUGUUAUUCAGCUCCUUUCAUUUAAAGCUGUUUUUAUAAUUUUAAUUCGUGUAACCUAAAUGUCAGCUUACACAUUUAGAGUAAACUUUCUCUUGGUGAUCAGACACCAGAGACAUUCGGCGAGAGGAGACACUGGGUAACCCACUUUGUAUCCUUACUUAGCCUUACAGCCUCUCACUUGCCUAUAAGCUUCUCAUUGUUUGUACUAUACUUGAAGAUAUAUAUGGAAACGUCUUCACUUUUUUCUCUUGAAGACUAGUGAAAGUUGUGUAAUUAAGAGAUAUAAGAGAGAGGACUGGAUUACCUUCUCUGAUUUUUAUUUCCAUUAUUAUGACUGUAAAGUUUGAGGCUCUUCAUCUAAGCUUUGACUUAUUAUCAGUUUGGGCACAGUGGUCAUCACCUGGAUGUCAGUCACCAUGCUGAUAUGUCUGUAGUUAGACGGGUGCUGAAGUAAAAGCCUUAGAGCCUCACCUAAAACACUGGAGGGGUUAAUGAAAAGACUCUCAUUGACUUCAGUCAGCUUUGGGUGAAGUACUUUUAAGUGAUACUAAGAUGCAAUACAUGUCUGAACAUCUACAAGUCCAAGGGAAAAAUUAAAAAGUCAUCUUCAGCUGCUUCUUACAGUAUGGUAAUCCUCAAGUUCUUCUGUGAGUUUUAUUCUGCUAUAUUUUCUUGACACAGUUACAAGUUAAAUGUGUCCGCUGAGCUGCCUGGCUUACUGAUUUAAACCAAUUUGCUUCACAGAAAAUUGAAGCGAGUACUAGCAAUUCAUCACUAGCCAAAGUGUGGGCUUUUUUUUUGAUGAUGAUGAUGAUGAUGAUGAUGAUGAUGAUUACUACUACUCCUGCUUUUUUCACCUUAUAUAUAUUCAAAAAAAAAAAAGGAAAAAUCACUAACAGCCAGGCAGCAUAAGUUAGUUUACAUCUGAAAUUCACUUCAGGCAAGAAGGAAUCUCAGCCUGCAGCACAGGCUGUGCAUUUACCUUAAGCAGGAACAUAAGCAGUCUUAAUAAAACCACUGCAAGCCAUUGCUUAAAAACAAGUGUCUUCAGAAUUAGAUAAGGGCACAUUUAAGUCAACAUACAGAAACUUGAAUUCAAAUAUUAAUGAUUUUUGUAGUGGAAUUUAUACAUUCAGAUAACCAAGUUACUUCAUGAAAUCAUAAAGCCUGAGCCUGGUCUCAUUCAUAUUAGUCAAAUGCUGCAGAAACAUCUGUGAUAUUGUCCAGAAGUUUGUGGCAUGGAUGAGGCAGGUAGUUGAGAUUAAUCUCUGAAGCUCUCAGAUUGGUUUUUUAGACUAAUAGAUUUUAUCUUGCCUAGGAUUAAGGUAACAUAAGGAAAUUAAAUACCUUGGCUUUUGAAUUCCUUGAUGAGUUUCACUCAGUCCUGACAGAUUUGCUGAAGCUUUCUGAGAGUGAAAUGAUAUUGAAUAAACUAAGUACCUGUUAUUUAAAUAAGGUUGUUCUUUUGAGCAGGUCAUACACAUUGUAGGUGUUAGCAUCUUAAAUUCUACACAGUAGAACACAGAUAUAUAUGUUUACUAUCAUUUAUAGAAGCACAUUAACAUUCUGACUUCAAGUGAAUUUUAUCAAUUUACAUAAAACCUUUAACCUUUAGCAGUUCUUAUGUUUAGACCAUGUUAGACCUCAUCCUUGUGGUGGACUUUAACCUCCCUGAUAAAACUGCAGGGCAUUUAGAAAUCCAGGAAGUUCCUGGAAAGCACUGAUGGAAAUUUCCUGAUAGAGAUGACACAGAAAUCAGUGAGAAGAUCUGAUAUACCUCACACUUGUAAAUAAGGAAGAGUUUGUCAGGGAUGUGACAACUGAAGGCAGUAUUGGCUUCAGUGACAGUGGAGUUUAGACUCCUAAAAGAAUGGAGCAAGGCAAGCAGCAAGAUCACAGCCCUGAACAUCAGAAGAGCAGAUUUUGGCCUCUUCAUGGAUCUGCCUGAAAGAGUCCUAUAGGAUAAGGCUAUGGAGGGAAGAGGGGACCAGGCUGGCUGUUUGAUAUUCAAGGAUCAUCUCUUCAAAGCUGCAGAACAAUCCAUCCCAAUGAGCUGGAAGUUAAGCAAUGAUACCACAAGGCCUGUGUGGAUGAGCAAGGAGCUCCUAAACACUCAACCAUAAAAAGCAAGCAUACAGAAGGGGGACAAAGUGAUAGGUAUCAGAAGAGGAACAUAGAAACAAUUCUUGAGGGUGCAAUGAUAGGAUUAGGAAGGGCACAGCUCAACAGUAGCUGAGUCUGGUGAGGGAACAAGGCAACAAGAAAGGCAGCAUGAUGGGCUUCUGUAAGUACACAAACAGCAAAAAUAUGUGGGUCUGCUGCUAAGUGGGGUAGGCGCCCAGUGUCACAGGACAUUGAAGAGGCUGAGGUACUGAAUUCUUUCUUUCCUUUGUCUUCAUUAGUGUGACAAGCCCUCAGAAAUCCCAGGACCUGGAGACCAGAGGGAAAAGCAAGAACAAGGAAGGUAUACCCUUGGGUGAAAAGGAUCAGGUUAGGGAAUACUUAAACUCCUUGACAUAAAUAAAUCCAUUGGAUCUGGAUGCAGCCUUCCUUCACAGUUAUUGAACAUCAGAUCCUGAAAACCAUUGAUCCUGAAAGUCAUUUCUAGGUUCAUGAAGGACAGGAAAGUGAUCAGGAGUAGUCAGCAUGGGUUCUUAAAUGGGUUUUCUUAGAAAUGCGGUACUGCUUGUACUAUGAUUACAGUUAGACAAAAAAAAAAGAGCCAGAAAAAACCUCUCUGCUCAAAACAUAUAUUUUUAUAUAAUUUCUUAAACCAUACCCUCUCUCUUUCAAACACCACUCUAACCUGUGUUUUUAGUUCAGGGUAGCACAGAGACAGUUUUGAUGCCUUAAAAAUCUCACUGAAGGAUUGUGCUGUUACUGGCCCAAUCUGAAAGCUAUGCUGAUUUUUGAGUGCUCUCUGGAAGCAGAUCCCUCCUUCAAACACCACUCUAACCUGCGUUUUUAGUUCAGGGUAGCACAGAGACAGUUUUGAUGCCUUAAACAUCGCACUGAAGGCUUGUGCCAUUACUGACCCAGUCUGAAAGCUAUGCUGAUUUUUCAGUGCUCUCUGGAAGCAUAUCCCUGCUAACAGGAGUAUUUAAUUAUAUCAGAGUAUUCUGCUACUGUGCCCUAUAGCCAGAAUUCAAGAUCAUAUGAAGCUGCUUUGAUUAGACAGAAGCUGAGAUAAACAUGUUCUUUAUGCAAUGCUAUUUAAAAACACCUUUUAUACAGUGCUGUUUCCAGAACAACAGGAAGACAAGUUCCAAGUUAGCCCGGGUUAAAGAAGCUCAAUCUCUGCUUCCUUUAAGUGUUUUGUUUGCAAUUCUUUACACUGACCCUCUGUAUUCUCAUUGCAAGCAGCCACUGCUGGGACCACUGAAGUGACAAUCUCACAGACCUCCUGCAGGUGUGGUACAGCGUUAAGCAAUCCCUCUCCCCACCUUUCUCUCUUCCCACGCCUCCGCAUCACCAGCACUUGUCAGACUAAAGGUAAACUAAGCUGUGGCAUAGAUCCAGCUUAAGAACAAUAAACCUAACAAUAAAGAAGGGAUUUGAAUGGGGGAAUUGGUCCCAUUUGUCAGCUGGUUACACAAACACUUGUUCUGGUUUGAAGGCAGAGGUUGGUGGGAGGAAUGAGUGAAUGUCUAAAGAUGGGAAUGCACAGUGCUUGGGCUGGCAUGGCUAUGUAAAUAUACUAGUCAAACUGCAUACUAACUUUUUAAUAAGGAAAAUACUUCUUAAUCCAUCAGUGUUAGCUCUGGUAUGCUAUAAGGUCAGCUAUUUUGGGUGGCCCCCAUUGUGUGAGCUGCUGGUUCUGCCAAACAAAAAGGCUUGGUUGGACUUUGUCUAGAUCCUGAGUACUUGCUGUUUAAAGGAGCCUUCUCUUGUCUUAGGAUUUAAGCGUUGCAUUCUGACAACCAUUUUUGCUUUUCAAUAUAGAAACACCUUUUAUGCACACUGUGCUGUAGAAGCUGUUAACUCUUUUCCAAGAAAUAUAAUAAUCAUGGAAGUAUGCAUUUUCUAGUAAACUCUACAAUCAUGUGCAGUGAUCUGUGGCGUGAGCCUCUGGAUUCCAAAACCUUGUAUUUCAGUGGGUUUUUUUUCUCUCCUUCACCUGGAAACUGUAUGGAAGAGACAGAUUGUUGCAGGGCUACAUUGAAUGAGAAAAGAAAGUUUGUGCAAUUGAGUGAAAAUUGAAUUCAAGAAACUGCUGUGGUCAAGAUUCCAUUGAUUCUAUGUUUAUAUGACUAGGCUAGGCAAUGUCACUAGCCCUGAUAUCUGAGCUUUCUCCAAGCAUAUUCUGGUAUGCCAGUAGCUUCAAACUGUCUUGCUAAAAUCAAUCACUUUUACCAGCAAUUACUGUGUUGAAUCACUGUGAACUUUAAUUUUCAACUCACUUUCAAAGUUUGAGCUUAGAAGGAAUUGCCUUGAUUCAGCUAAGCUUGACUUACGAAAUCAUAUAUGACUCAGCCUUGUCAUAUAUGCUCCCUUGUAAAGUGCUCAGAGACUGUGAUAUGUGACACUCAUAAAAUCAGAGAGCUUAUUUACUGUGUUCACUGAAGCUCAUUUACAUCAGAUAUUUAAGUUCGAACUGCAGCAUUUUUUGAAAGAAAGAAGUAAUAACCAAUAUCUGAAAUGUGAAAUUGUUUUAACUAAGGUUUUAACUGAGUCCCUAAGAUAUAGAUGUGCACUCUAGUCUGGAGAUCUUUUAAUGUAUUAGCAAGCAUAUAUCUUCUUUCCACAUUAAAACAUUUGCAUAUAAAUGUGUAAUAAAUGCAUAUAAACCCAUUGUUAGACAUACUGGAAAGAAUAUUUUGAAUAAAGUGACUGAAUUAAAAAUCUAGAGGUUUUUAGAAUACUGUAACUUCUUGACUUUUCCAAACUUUCACAGUAAAAUAUAAUUUGACUGAUAUAGUGUAUUCUGUCACAUUUCUAAAAAGAAAUGGCUAGAGCCUGGAAUUUUGACCAACUGUUACAGUGAUUGACAAGGGUGUUGGCCAACCAAAUAUCUCCCAAAGAUACAGCCAGCUCACUGGCCAGGACCUGAAGGGCGGUGGGGUUCAAACCAAUGAAAGCAUGCAGACCGGGUCUUUCAAAUGCCCUAUAUAAGGGAGGGCUUGGGGAGGAAAAGCUCUCUGCCACAGGAACGCUGGGAUGAGGCUUUCUGGCUCCUGUGCCUCUCUCCUGCCUCGUGACCUGACAACUGGCAGCCUUUUCCUCAAAAUAGGACCAGCUGAAUAAUACAAAUCCUGCCACACUAGUGGAGGCAACAGCCUCCCUCAAGGAGCAUGCAGAUGAGGAGGACCAGUCUUCAUCUUUUUGCAGAAAGAAACUCCCCUGACAGAAAAUUCCUGAACAACAACAACAACAACAAAAAUUUCAAAGCUGUGCUCGAAACAAACUACUAAAUGGUGACUUCCAAAAGAAUCCUGAGAAGACAAACCUAAAACCUAGAGCAAUCAAAAAAAGAUAAAGUGGGGACAAAUUAAAUGCAAAUGUAAAGUGCAGUUUUGAUGGCAUAAGUUAAAGGAGAGUUGCAAAUUGCUUUGCCAUUUGCUGAGGAAUGAAUGUUCUUCUUGGAAAAAGGACAAGAAAAUACGAGCAAGGAAUUUCAGUUUCAAUUUCUGUUGUGCUGAAUGGACUCUGACAAGGAGACACAGCCAGGCUGGCACUAUCAGCCUUCCUACCAAGUGGGCAGGAACAAGUCUGAAUGCUCCUUGGCACUGGACAGAAGGCAGGAUUGACUUGCAGGCAUACAUGAGGUUUGUAUUCCAGGCCUGGGAAGUCAAAUUAAUCUAUACUCCAGUGAUUUUGUUAAAAAAUCAGAAAAACCACAGGCACACCACAGGCAGACUACAUUCACAAGAAAGUGAAUUCCAGAAGAGAGAGACCAAGCUGGGCAGCCAGAGACAUCGGUCCAAGCCUCCCAGACAGGCUGAUGGAGGCCAGAGCUCUCAAUAUAUUGUCUCAAGAGACCACUGCUGGGGGGUCAAGAAGCUGAUCACAUUCUUCGAGGGCUCAGAAUAAAAUACUAGAAGUAGAUAUUAAUGUUCUUGGUCUAACCCAUUUCCUGUCCCAUGGCAUUGAGGAAUGUUGAACUUACACAGACAGAAACAAAAAAGGUGAGAGUUUUCUUACUGUAACACACAGAAAAACCUGGUACAGAUGUCAGUGAAUAUAACAUUUUACUGAUCUGUUUCUGUAGAAAUUCCUAGUAUUUAUGUUUAGCCUAAGUAUGAGUUUUCUGUUGAAAAUCAGAUCAACCAUUAGGAUCAAUGAAUUCCCCCACUCCAGUGUAGAAAAUCUAGAAGGAUUUGUAUCUCCUGUUCAUAUAAGUGAUCAGGAGACAACUGAAUCUCCAGUCCACAGCUGACUGAAAACUCCAUGCUGGACUAAGAAUUGCUUGCUAACUUCCUUAUUACUUGGCCUUUAUUUUCAGCUGAGUGCCAGUGAAUAUGUGACUGAAGUAUAUAUUUUGAUUUGUUGGACACUGAGAAGAUUUCUAGGCAAGCUUUUGUAUCUCUCAAGCAGGAAACACAGUAUUAGAAAAAUCUGAAGUGUAUUAAUAGAUAAAUAAGUCUUCAAAAGGUGAAUAGCUAAUAAAAAUUUAUCUAGGUUAUAUUUAAACUAAAUGGAGAACACAAAAUUAAGCACUUUGUGAAAAUAUUUUAAUGAGAACAAAUAAUUGUAAUUGGUGGCCUCGUCUUCUGAACAUGCUUCAGAUAGGACAGUACCAUCUGGAGUUACCAGCAAUUUGAUGAAAUGCCAAAUUCCUAGUUUUGAAUUCACUGAUACUACUGAAAUCUAUUUGAUGUAUUCUUUAUUUUGGAUUCAUGACUAACAUCACAAUGUGCUUUUUGCAGAACAAAAACUGCCUAACAGAACCACGUAGCUAUUUCUAUUUUUGGUAUUCCUAUCUUAUAAUUAUGAAGCAUCUAGGAAUAUCAAACAGAGAAAUCACUGCAUUAUCUAAACAAACUCUUUUGCAAUGUGGUAUUUUGUUAAUAUUGUUAAUGAUCCUGGUCAGCAUCACAAAGAAUACCAGCUCUCAGAAAUAUAGGUUGUUAAAUACAUAAUUCAAAUAUACAAACAAAGACAAAUCACAGAGCAAUUUUACUAGGCUGUGUAAUAACAGAUGACAAAGAAGGAAGAUUUGAUUGAGUGAAGAUUACAUGAAUGUAAAAGUAGUAAAGCAAAGAAAAGGCUUGGCUUUUGGUUUAGAAAUUGUCCUUACAAGCACCUUUGUGUUUGAUUUUCUUGUUUAUGUAUAAGAGUAAAAUAAGAUGCUUAUGCUAAGAAGCUAAAAUGGUCUUAUGCUAAGAUAAAAUAAAAAUAUAUAAUAUGUAAUAUUAAAAUAGAAUUAUAUAUAUAUAUAAUAUAAAAAUGGAUUUUAUUAAUAUAGAAAAUAUAUAAGCAUUCAAGUAGUCUAGUUGCAAAAUUUAUGCUUUUUCUUCUCAGUUCAAAUUUACUCAGUCUUGUGGGUAGCUUUGAUUUUUAAAAAUUGUCACUACUAUGCCUAUGUGAACCACUAACAAAUAUUCUACCUAUUGGAUCAUUACCUCCCUAAAUACUCUAAUAUUUAUCAAUUCCACUGUUGUAUGUUAUUUUUUCCUAAAUAAUUUUUUUGGUAGCUUAGUUUGUUCACCAACAACAUGGGGUUUCAUGUGUCAUUGUGAUAUACACCAUAAUGUCAUAGUCUAAAUUCCCUCCUCUUUCACAAUUCCUGCUUCUCUUUCAGCCUUUACCAGCAGCAAGAUUUUCCCCUUGUUACCAUGGGCACUGUCUUGUUCUGCUGUUUGAUGUUCUAGCAUCCCAAGUCCAAUGGUUUUCUCUAUUGAAGUAAUUGCCAUUUCAUGCUUUCCUUUAUCUCAAUCAUUUUAGGUAGAACAUACAAGGAAGGAAGUGAAGAAAUGGCUUCAUUUAUAAACUUCACAUUCUGAAGUUUCUCUUCCUUUUCAAAUGGAACUAAUUUCCUUCCUCUACUCUGACACUGAGCAAAGAGGAUGGUUACCUAAGAAGCCUAAAGAGCAGGGACACACAGCUGCCUUUCCUUUCUGUAUGUCCAUAUAUUUGGUAUAUUCAGCUUUGGGCUGAAUAUACCAAAUAUAAAGAGCUAAAUAAUUUGCAAUAAAGAGGCAGAUCCAGAUGAUUGGAAAACAGCUGAGCACCUGUAGAAUGUAUUUCCUUUAUUGAUAUUAUAUUUAUGACUAUGUAUUCAUAUAAUAUGGCAUAUUUUUAAUCUAUACACAUGAUAUGUAAGUGAUAUUAAUAUCAAUUGAGCUAUCCAAUAGGCAAAUCCAGUCUUCUAUCAGAAACAGCCAUGACUGUUGAAAGUUCUAGAGCAUCACUUUCUGGCCAUAGGCUGAAGAAAGUCUUUCUCCCUGAUGCAAUUCAACUCUUACUAUUUACCAAGGAGUUAAUCACAGGGUUUGAAAUAAUAUGUCCUGUCUCUCUAAUGUUUUGCUAAUAUUUUCUUCCUUUACUCCAAAUUAUUUUUUUUCUUAUAGCAGUCUAGUUUUGGAUUACCUUUUUCCUCACUUCUUUUUCUUCUUGCCCCCAAAGAAAACAGGGCAAAGUGGUCUAGUUUCUAACAUCUGUCAAAGGAUGAUCUUGGAUAGGAGCAGCACACUUUGCUUUUGAGUGGGAGGGACUGAAUGUCUAGUGAAGUUUUGCUUGCUUUUCCACAUUCUCCCAGAAUUUUCUGAUGGAAAUAUGCUGACUCUUACAGAAGGUUUUAUACAUAAAAUAAGAUAAUGAUAGUACUGACAUCCAUGUGGAAGACAGUCUUAAAACCUCUACAUUCUCAAAGCAGCUUGAUAGAAAACAGAAUCUGAAAUAAAAAUUGAUGGCCUAACCUUCCAGCUGUAGACUCAUUGCAUAGAGAAUGAGGAUAAAUCUGUUCAGUUGCAACUUUUGCAGCACAUGACCUUUUUUCUUAGCUUAAUCAAUAAAGCAACUAAUACUCCAGUUUUCUCGGAAUUCAUUUUUUAAAAGGAAAAUCAAUUUUUCUAUGGCAUACCUCCAAAAUUCAGAAAGUUUACCUCAGAUACCAACUGAGAAGUGGAACUUUGAGAUAAUUUAUUCUAAGCAAUAAUAGUAAAAAAUAUUAUUAAAGGACAUACAAUAAUUCCUGAAAUAAACUUAAAUUCCAUCUGAAUGUACAGGAUGAUCUUGUAGCACACUUUUUUUUUGGUGAGAAUCAUCCACUAAUUAUCAUCAUAGAAAUGCAACAGGGAAUGCAACUGCUAUAUUCCUUUUUUCAAUAAAAAUGUUUAGUGUUUUAAGUUUCAUACUGUCAUUGAAAUUAGCCUUUUGACUAGAAAAAGUAAACCAUUUCUUAAAAUGAUUAAUUUAUUUUUAUUGUUGGAUAAGAUUCCUGUAGGUCUCAGGAAAACUUUGCACAUAAAGAAGAGUAGAUACAGCAUGCAGCCACAUGUAUUGUCUGUCUCUUGGGCAAUGUCAAGACAAUUGUGCACAUAUUAAUAAGCUGACUGAGUACAACACCUCCGAGCAUCCCUUCUGUAUGUCACUUAGUGAACUCAAGCAGAUCACUAAGAGUUCCUGUGCACUCUCCAUUGCUUCAUGACUCCUGUAUGUCAGGAUAUCUCAGGAGAAUCAGGAACUACUAUUCUGAGAGGACACAAAACCAUCUCUGUUUAGACAAAAGAUGUGUUUAGGUGAGUAUCCUGUCUGCAGCAAAAGAUGACAGUGCUCAUCUGAAAGAAAAGUGUAAUUAACAAAGUUACCAUAGGUGCUCUUAGUCUGCAGCAAUCUGCAGGCCACGAAUUUUCUGCAGGCAGAAAUGUUAUCUUUAUAAUUAUUAAAAACUUGGAGUAUCAAAAAGAUUCUGUGGGCAGAAGUUCCAUAGCUCCCUCUUCUAUGUUGUGUGAAGGACCAUCUUUAUUUUUUUUCUAUUUUGACCUGCCACAUGAAUGUUUUAGUGUUCUAAUGAUUUAAGCCUCUUGUCAUUGCCAAGCGUUAUACUUAUUCAUAUUCCUCCUAAAUCUCUGAGACAGUACAUCUGGAUUGUCUUUUUGCAGACUGAAGAAGGCUGUCUGUUUAGUACAGAAUCUUUCCUACACUUCUUCCAGAUCUACUUUCCCCGUUCUGACAUAAGGAAUUGCAUAUGGUAUUCAAGAUACAGAAGCAUAGUUAAUUUAUUCUACAGCCCAAUAUUUUUUGUUGUGUUCUCUGUUUAUUUUUUUCUUUUUCUUUCUCCUUCUGUCUUUCUCUUUUUCCUUUUUUCUUUUAUUCUUGCAGAGCACUCAUCUACUGGUUUCAUAAACCUAUUAUAGUUGUAAGGUAUUUUUCAAGAUUUUCAAGAACACCUAAGGAUCUGUUUUAGUGUCUGUAAAGCUAGGAUUGUUUUGUCUCAUAUGUUUAAUUUUAUAAAUUGUGCUUCUGAAAUUUUCAUGCCUUCUAUCACCCAAGCACUCAAUCUUUCAGUGUUCAUCUGCAAUUAUUCACAGUAACCCAUAUGUUUCCUACUGUUAUUUGUGUAAAGGUUAGCACAUUUUCCUUAUUGCUUUCCAGAUCUCUUGUGACAAUAGAUAAAACAAAGUUUUCAUAUAACAUUUGUCCAUGUCCAUAUAUGUCCAUCCUCAUUUGAGCCAAAAAGUAUUACAGGCAGAUUAGACAUGUCAGCUGUUUUACAUAUGCAAAAUUCAUUAAAAAAAUUAACCUGCAAAUAGACCAGAGAUAUGAAUUCAGAAGCUCCCACAGAGUUUCUGGACUCAUGGUUCAGGAUGAAAAUAAUAAUAACAAUAUGGAUUACUUUUCACCAACUUAAAUAAGUGGGGACUGAAUAGUGGCACUGCUGAUCCCAUUUGCACAGUACCUCUCCUGUUGCCUGGCCAAAACUGAGGUAAUUUCUGUAACAAAUGGCCACUCAGUGGACAGGAGAAAGGUUUUGAUCAUUUCAUGAGGUCUGUUUUACUUUCUUUCUGAGGCACUGUAGUAGCAUUGCUUUUCAUCUUAUUGUACAGUUCAUCAAACAAAAAGAAAUAUUGUUCCAUUUUGCGAUGUGGAGAGUGGACUUUUUCUAGUCCUUUGGACCAACCAUGAUUCACAUGAUUGUCUGAGAUUGCAGGGUCCUGAACAUAAUGAGCCACAUCUCUUCCACUGUUGUGUUCCUUGGUUCUCAAAGAGCCUAUCAACAACAACAAAUUACUACAAAAGAGAAGGAUUAAGUCAAACAAAAGAAGGGAAAGGAAAGGGAAAGGAAAACCCCUGGACCAGAUGGAGGAGCAGCAUGAAACAGUACUUCCCUGAGUGGGAAACUGGCAUGUAAGAGGAAAAGCAGAAGCAAAGAGCUCUGUGUAAAAUAUAUACAUUUUAGUUUCUCUUUCCACUUUCUUUAGAUCAUUUCAGCACUUUGCGUACAACUUAUGUAUAUCAUGUGAAAUGUUCUUGCUUUUUCUGAUGACUACUUUCAGAAUAAUCACUGAGUAAGUGAUCUCAACUGUGCUUGUGCCUUAUUGGUGAUGUUUUGAGAAGAUUCCAUCUACAUGAUUUUCCGUUUUGUCUGAAGAUAUUGAGCUCAUAGGACGCAGUUUUACUUUUGAGGUUUGGAACUGACUAGCAGCUCUCACAAGGGACAGUGUCACGCACAUCUUACCUAUCAGUGAGGAAUCAGUAACGAAAGUGGAGCACCAAGGCAAUGUGCUUUCAGUAGCCAUUUUUGCUAGGCAGAGAUGCUUGCAUUUCCUGAAGUAUUUUUAUUUUUUGUAUGUUUUAGGUGUUGGAAACUUUUUUGUUAAUUUGAUUUUUAGGAGUACAGAGAAUUAUAAUUAAGCAAAAAACCUAAUUGAUUCUCUGUGGUUCAUUCUGAAGGCAAUGGAAAGAUUAAACUGGUGUAUUUUGUGGAAGGAAUUUCCUGAAUAUCAAAUGAAUUAUGAAGGCCAAAUGAGCAUGCAUAAAAUUCUUGAGGACAUAAUGAUUUCCCAAAAGCCAUUCAACGAGUCUAGAUAUGCAACUUUCUCGCCUGCUGAUCUCCUGUAUCUUCUUACCCUAUGCUAGACUGCUUUCUUCAAACUCCAAAGAAGUGCCUGCUUACGGUUUUCCACGCAAACCAGUUUUUUAUUUCAAAGGGACUUUUUAGAAUUUUUUGUACUUCUUCUGAUAUCCUGUUUCUUAACACUUAUCUUUUGGAAAAAAUAUUCCAACACAAACCAACAAAUUCUUCCUCAUGAGUACGAGGAGGUAAAACUUUCAGUUUUAUUCAUGUCUGCAAGGACAGAAAGGCUGGCAUAAUGAAACACUCAGAAAAUGAGAACUGGAGAAAAGGUAAAACCACCUGUUUUACUGGCAGUGCCAGUUUAUGCUGGAUUGAAGUUAUCCAAAUACAAUGUAAGAAUUACAGUCUGAGAUGUGAAGUAUGCAGAAAUCUACAGCAAAACAUCAGAAUAAAGUGACAAUUAUGACAUAAGUGGAUUAAAAAUUACAAUCUUGAAUUUGUUCACUGAUUUAAUGCCUAAUGCCUGUCAUAUAUUGACACUUUAAUGAGUGCCUGUCUACCCAAAACAUUAUUGCAAGCAUGGAAAGAAUGUUAGGCUGUGCAGACAAGAUGAGAUGGAUUGGUUGAGAGUAUAUAUCAGGACAGAAAGAGAGGCCUUCCUGGCUCUGAACAGUUGGUAAAAUCAUCUGAGAGCUACAAAAACUUCACCCAGGGCUGUGGAAGACAUGCCUGAACCAUGAUAAUCAGAUAAAAACCCUGUUCACUAAAACUUCUUUUAUUUCUUACAUAGAGGUCAUUACAGGGAAGCCACACUCAAAUUUACUUGAGUUACUGUCUCCAAAUGUGAGUCCCUACAAACUCCAAUACGCUGACUAUGCAGACAGUUGAAAUUUCUGAGCUAUUUAUACAUACCAAAAUAAAUCACAUUUAUAGAUGCAGCUUGGAUCCAGUUGGUUUUGUAACUAAUCAAAUUAUGGUUAUAUGGGUAAUAAUUCAAAAUAUUGAGUGAAAUAAACUAGAAAAAGAAUGCAGUAGACUCCAAUGAUAAAUAGAUGUCAUUGAUAAACGAAC
This is a messenger RNA of Passer domesticus (house sparrow), 20593 nucleotides long. RefSeq names its product neuropeptide Y receptor Y1 (gene NPY1R). Gene Ontology annotation, biological process: G protein-coupled receptor signaling pathway. The record is from RefSeq and is a predicted model, not a curated record. Bases 376 to 1533 code for a protein of 385 amino acids. The transcript has 6 exons. Gene Ontology annotation, molecular function: neuropeptide binding; neuropeptide Y receptor activity. NCBI's taxonomy places the organism in Eukaryota, Metazoa, Chordata, Aves, Passeriformes, Passeridae. Gene Ontology annotation, cellular component: neuron projection; plasma membrane.